UAAAUACGCAUUCCCUGCAAACAUAUAUUAAUGAUUAACAAAAUGCUGAAUGCCACAAUAGCCUACUUUCGUUUUGUGAAGAAACUGUGACAUAGGUGUAAUUAAACGCUACAAAACACCGGCGUGCUGCUCCUGUGGUGUCUUUCCUUCAUCCCAGUUGCCUCUCAUUACCCACUCAUCACUUAAAACAUGUGUUAUUCUUGACAGAAGUGAACAUGGCUGAGGACAUUCAGGCAAAACUUGAGAAAUAUCGCACUGCUCCCUUUGAUGCCAGAUUCCCCAACGCGAACCAGACCAGGAACUGCUGGUCCAACUACCUGGACUAUCACCGCUGCCAGAAAGCUCUGGAUGCUAAAGGAGUGGACACCGCCCCAUGUGACUGGUACAAAAGGGUCUACAAAUCGCUCUGCCCCAUAUCCUGGAUCCAGAAAUGGGAUGACCAGAGAGAAGAGGGGACCUUUCCAGGAAAAAUCUAAGAUGGCCAUCUCCAAAGCUGUUGGACUAUAAAGAUGUGAUCUUUUCAGCUAAAUGUUUGUAUAAGUGAUGAGAGACUGUGUGGCUCCAUCACCAUCUUUCCACUACUAAUGCCCUGUCCUGUAUCUGAAUGGUCAUUCCUUAAACAUACUAUUAAGAUGUACAGCAGACUCCGUAUUAAAGUCUCUCAGGAUAUAUUUAAGUA
Molecule: messenger RNA, 679 nt
Organism: Micropterus dolomieu (smallmouth bass)
Lineage: Eukaryota; Metazoa; Chordata; Actinopteri; Centrarchiformes; Centrarchidae
Product: cytochrome c oxidase subunit 6B1
Exons: 4
Coding region: 216-476 (86 amino acids)
Cellular component (GO): respiratory chain complex IV; mitochondrion
Source: RefSeq, a predicted model, not a curated record